CCGAGACACAAGCAGCAGGUGGAGGGAGAGAGAGAGAGAUUGUGAGAGAGAGCCUGACGCACUGACGCUGUCAAGGAGACACACACACCCUCCACCUGACUGAGGUAUAUUGUCUAAGCUGAAUCUGGCACCAUGCCACAGAUGCAGGUCAAAACCCAAGUUGCCAAAGUCCUGAAUAAAACCACGCCAGGGCUGCAGAUAUGGAGGAUAGAGGACAUGGAGAUGGUGCCCUUCCCUUCUAAAGCAUAUGGACAAUUCUAUGAAGGUGACAGCUAUGUCGUUCUAUACACCAAUAAGAUGCGCAGCUCGUUCACCUACGACCUCCACUAUUGGCUGGGAAAGGCCACCUCCCAUGACGAGCAGGGGGCGGCGGCCAUCUACACCACCAUGAUGGACGAGCACCUGGGAGGCAUGGCUGUGCAGCACCGUGAGGCGCAGGGCUAUGAGAGCGACACCUUUCGUGGAUACUUCAAAAAGGGCAUAAUCUACAAGAGUGGCGGCGUGGCGUCUGGGAUGAAGCAGGUGGAGACCAACAUCUACAACAUCCGCCGCCUGCUCCAUGUCAAGGGAAGGAAGAAUGUGGUGGCUGGAGAGGUGGACAUGAGCUGGAGCAGCUUCAACAAGGGGGAUGUGUUCCUGCUUGACCUGGGCAACCUCAUCAUCCAGUGGAACGGACCUAAGAGCAACCGUAUGGAAAGACUCAAGGGGAUGACUCUAGCCAAGGACAUCCGUGACAGGGAAAGAGGGGGACGGGCGCAGGUUAGCGUGGUGGAAGGUGACGAUGAGAAGUCUUCCGAGGAGGCCAUGAAGCUGAUGAAGCAGCACCUGGGAGAGACGAGACGAGACAUCAGGGACAGCAUCGCGUCUGAUGACGUGGUCGACCAGAAGCUGAGGUCCAGCGUCAAGCUCUUCCAUAUCUCAGAUGCCCAGGGGAACCUUGUGGUGCAGGAGGUAGCAGUGAAGCCUCUGUCUCAGGACCUGUUGAAUCACGAGUCUGACCCUUCACGCUCCACUCUGGAACAGCUGCUUGAACACGGCAGACUCCGCACCAUCGUUCACCGUCUCGACGUAGGUGGAGUAGGGUAG
Salvelinus namaycush (lake trout) is the source of this 1086-nucleotide messenger RNA. Its product is annotated as villin-1-like. The coding region runs from base 133 to 1086 and encodes 317 amino acids. Lineage: Eukaryota; Metazoa; Chordata; Actinopteri; Salmoniformes; Salmonidae. Gene Ontology annotation, molecular function: phosphatidylinositol-4,5-bisphosphate binding; actin filament binding. Gene Ontology annotation, biological process: actin polymerization or depolymerization; barbed-end actin filament capping; regulation of lamellipodium morphogenesis. The transcript has 9 exons. The record is from RefSeq and is a predicted model, not a curated record. Gene Ontology annotation, cellular component: cytoplasm; lamellipodium; actin cytoskeleton.